Molecule: messenger RNA, 1855 nt
Organism: Stylophora pistillata
Lineage: Eukaryota; Metazoa; Cnidaria; Anthozoa; Scleractinia; Pocilloporidae
Product: epsilon-sarcoglycan
Cellular component (GO): sarcoglycan complex; membrane
Molecular function (GO): calcium ion binding
Source: RefSeq, a predicted model, not a curated record
CGUUUUUAUCUCAACGCAUUCGAAAACAGCUUGAAAGGGUUAGAAAUAUGCAGAUUUUCGUCUGUGUGAUAUUUUCAACUUUUUAUAGCUUUAAGUAGUAAACCUGUUGUUUAUAUUUGCCACUCGUGGUGGCACUAACGGUCACUGAAACCUUCUAAAGCGAUCGGUAUCGUCGGGAGACACUUUAUAGGACACCACGGAAGGGCGUUCAUUGAAUAUUUCUGGAUUGUUUAAGAAACCGUUCACAUUGGGACAUAAUGAAUCUUAAACAAGCUGGUUGGAUAGGCAUUCUGUUGAUGUGCAUGCAACUAUGUAAAGCAGUCAAUAUCACAUUAGAUGCUACAGUUGGAAUAUUUCUUCAAAAAGAACUUCUUGUCCAAGGAUUUACAUCAAGUCCUUCUGAUCCUGUGAAGUUUAUAGCUUCCACAUCCGGAUCUCCUGACCUCCCUACCUGGUUACGUUUUGAACAACGUGAAGCUUCAGACAGAGCGUUCAUUUAUGGCACUCCUGGGCGCGGUGUGCCCAGUCAAGUUGUUUUGGAGGUUACUGCAUGGAAUAAAACAGACUACACAACUAAAAGACAAGAUGUUGUCGUUAACAUUGAUACAUCACAAGACAUUCCACGUUACCAGGCAGAGUUUUUAGUAAAAAAUAGCAGUAUUGAUGAAUUCCUGGAGAGAAAGGAAAGUGUGAACUUUGUGGAAAAGGUGAAACAAAUUUGGCAGCCAGUCCCUGGUGGAGUGAAAGUAACAGCUGUGGAGUCAAAACUGGACAGAAAAGGAAGGGUACCAAUUCCACCACAGAAAGAGGGGGUCUUUAUCGCAGUUGGUGGUGCAUCAACCUAUGAAGUGCUCAAACAAGAAUACAGAGGCUGUGCUGGUUUACGGGAUUCAUCCAACAGCAAGUUCCCUCCCUUUGAUAUUGACUGGUGUGAAUUUAAGUUGAUGGAUGUGGUUGACAGUGCUGUUGUUGUCAGUAAUGCCACCACAACAGUAGUCAGUGGAGAAGGAUAUGGGGAAUCAACAUAUAUAGCACCAGUGUUUGACUCGUCUGCCAGGGACUUUGGUAGUGACUUUCUCCUUAUACUGAUCUUGCCGCUUGCCGUUGUUGUUAUCAUAGCAAUCAUUCUGGCCAUCAUCAUGUUUUGUUUCCGUGAAGGAAGGCCCAAGAGAGAUUCUGAAACUCCAAGACCACAGCUGUCUCAUCAUGACUCCAUUCUAAGAGCAACUUUUCGUCUGAGACAACUUUCCCAUCAAAAUGGUGAUGCUGUACCUGACAGUUCAGAUGGUGUUCCACAGCCUAAGGACACAUCCACACCUUACAAGCAAAAACCCCCUCCAAGCCAGCGUGAAUAUGAACCAGAACCAGAACCUCCCAUGGGGGCACCCCCUCCAUAUCGCCUCCCACCUCAGCCAGGUGUAAAUAUGUCUGCACCUAAUGGAAACAACCAAUAUUAUCCAGGCUCUGCUCAAGGUGACUGAAGCUGGCUUUGUGAAUGUAUCAAGGCAUCAGCGACCACCUCCAUUUAUGAACAGUGGGAAUGUACACUGACCAUAAAAACAUUUAUUGGAAAUAGGCCUUUGGUUAUCAGUGGCUUAAACUUUGCCAACCUUGUGCAUUAAUUUGUAUUUUUGUACCUUUUGUAAUAGUGGAAAGUUUGAGGUAUCAGAAAUUUUAGUAACAUUGGAAGAUUUAAAAAACACAAGGUGAAUCAAAUGGGUCAAUGGGAUGCACAGAAUGCAGAAAUGCAUGUGCACAGAGUAGUGUUAACCUUUACAUUUUAACAUCAGUAUGCAUAUUCUCCAUACUGUUUUCUAAACAUUUUCUGAGGUGCUGAGGAGAAUUUGUUUAACAA